AUGGUCUGUAAUUACGAGUACGGCAGCUGCCAAUUCCCAUUAUCUGCUGGAAGGGCAGGGUCCAGUGAGGCUGUGACCGCUAUCAAGAUUGCCGACCACCAUUCCGUUGCCAAGGAGGCCAGUGUAGUCUCCCUUGGUCUUCAGCAAGUCGCCGAUCUGGACGAAACCAGAGGGCGUCGUGACUCUGAGUAG
Cadophora gregata is the source of this 192-nucleotide messenger RNA. RefSeq lists its product as uncharacterized. NCBI's taxonomy places the organism in Eukaryota, Fungi, Ascomycota, Leotiomycetes, Helotiales, Ploettnerulaceae. The record is from RefSeq and is a predicted model, not a curated record. The transcript is spliced from 3 exons. Bases 1 to 192 code for a protein of 63 amino acids.